GGCAUCGUAGUCGCCCUCGCUCGGCAGCUGAGGUGGCACGCUGCUCACAUUUGGUGGUAUGAUGGCGCCGUCGGAUGCACGGAUGGGUCCGUCGAUGUCUGGAAGGCUCACGCGGGUGCUGACAGGGCGGGCCGGCCGCUUGGAUGGCUGAGGAGGGAUGAAGGCGCGACAAGGGAACGGGGCGUUGCACGCGGCCGCCCACGCCGCCUUCAUCUGAGGGGUGAAGGACGAGAAGUCGACGCGUGUGGCGCACGGGCCGCUGUAGACGGUGUCUGUGGGCAAGCAGAGGAGGGAGCCGCGGGGCUUUCGCCACCCCAGCGGACACUCGGCAGUGAAGUCGUAGUCGCACGCUGCCCUCGGGGGCCACAUGAGGUGACAGCGGACAGCCAGACGAUACUUGCCCUCCUGCAAGAAAUUGACACACAAAUUAGGGGCUCGACGCAUACGAAUGAGCCAGUGGUGCGGUGGCCCACCUGGUCGACGUCGGCUGUGAUGAGUGUGGAUGCACAGGGGCCCUUGUAGUGAGGCGGAGCUGUGCAUGCGGCCGUGCUGUCACUCGCAGACGUCCAGCCGAGAGGACUGCAUCAGGUAGACACACACGCAAUCACUCGUUGUGUGUGUCCCUUUCGGUGCAUCCGAGGAUGGUUUACCAUUUGUGUGUGAGGUCCAUGUGUUGUCUGUCGUCGCAUGGCCACUCCACCUCACAUGCGUGCAUGAAGAUGUGCUUCUCCUCAUCGCUCAGCAGGCCCACCGGCUGUGUGGCGCCGCACCGGCCGCGGUAGUAGGCCGGUGCCGUGCAGUGGGUGUCGUUGACCUCGGCCCACCCCAGCGGACACAUGAUUGAGAAGUCUGGCUCACACGCGACGCGGCACGGCCAGGACACACCGCACUCAGACGCCCACACGGCCUUCAGCCGCUCGUCGUGCCCUGACACAUCCACAGACAAUUGGAUGCAGCCAUCGUGUCGCUUGUCUGUGUCGUGUUUGUGUGGCCACUGACUGACCAGUGAAGUCGGCCUCUCUGAUGCAUGGUCCGCGGUAGGUCGGUGGGGCUCUGCAGCGCUCACCACCGACGCUCACCCAGCUGAACGGACCAGACCAUCAUCACCAUCACCAGAACAAACCAAUCAUCGGAAGUGUGUCUCACGCACUCCUCUCUGAUGUCUUCCUACGUACCCCUGCGGGCAGCUGUAUGAGUAGUCGCGUGCGCAUUUGGCGCCGGUCUUUGGCCACUGAGUGCCGCAACGCUCCUCGUGGUCAUUCUUGGUCCGUGGCGUAAACAAUGAAAAGUCAUCGUUCCCGUUGCACGAACCCGUGUAGGUGGCGGGAGCUGACGAUCGACAGACACACAUACACAGAGACAGUGUGCCUCAUCCUCUCCGUGUCUCCAAUUGAAUAGAUCUCUGGCUGACCGAUGCAGUGUUUGCCAUCUCCCUGGUCGAUCCAAUCAGCGGGGCACAUGGUCUGAUAAUCAGGUUCGUUGCCGGCAGAGUCCAUCAGUGAGUCCGGGUCAGGCAACCCUUCGUCCCGCGCCGCCUCAGACACAGCCGACAGGGCCAUCUGCCGCGCCUCGGAGGGCGUCAGUCCGCCAGUGGACAGCAGCAGACCCGUGAACAGAUGGCUUGUCACAGACGAGAGGGGCUCGCCGCCGCCGCUUGCAGACAU
Molecule: messenger RNA, 1664 nt
Organism: Vitrella brassicaformis
Lineage: Eukaryota; Vitrellaceae
Source: the annotation of a GenBank genome assembly